Molecule: messenger RNA, 1557 nt
Organism: Gopherus evgoodei (Goodes thornscrub tortoise)
Lineage: Eukaryota; Metazoa; Chordata; Testudines; Testudinidae
Gene: FAHD1
Product: fumarylacetoacetate hydrolase domain containing 1
Exons: 1
Coding region: 108-779 (223 amino acids)
Cellular component (GO): mitochondrion
Molecular function (GO): acetylpyruvate hydrolase activity
Source: RefSeq, a predicted model, not a curated record
AUUGGUGCAGAAAAAAUGUGUCUCCUCUGGCCAGCCGUAGCUGUGGCAUGAUUGUUCUGCCCUGGUCAUAGUUCAUCUUCUGACGCAGAAGGAAGUUUGCAGGGAUUAUGGCUUCUUCCAAGCCUUUGGCCAGGUUCUGGGAAUGGGGCAGAAACAUCAUCUGCGUGGGGAGGAAUUACGCAGAGCAUGCCAAGGAGAUGAAAAAUGCUCUCCCUAGCGAGCCCCUGUUUUUCCUGAAGCCUUCCUCAGCCUAUGUCCGGGAAGGAGACCCCAUUAUCAAGCCUUACUACUGCAACAAUCUGCACCACGAGGUGGAGCUGGGAGUGGUGAUUGGGAAGAAAGCCCAUGCUGUCUCCCAGAAGGCUGCUAUGGACUACGUGGCAGGUUAUGCCCUGUGCUUGGACAUGACAGCCAGGGACACCCAAGCUGAGUGCAAGAAAAAGGGUCUUCCCUGGACCUUAGCCAAAGGCUUCAAUACAUCCUGUCCGGUUAGUGAUUUUGUGCCCAAGGAAAAGAUACCAGACCCACACAAGCUGCAGAUCUGGCUCAGGGUAAAUGGUGAGCUUAGGCAAGAAGGGGAAACCUCUUCUAUGAUUUUCUCUAUCCCCUACAUCAUCAGCUAUAUCAGUGAAAUCAUCACACUGGAAGAAGGGGAUCUGAUUUUGACAGGUAGCCCUAAAGGUGUUUCUGCUGUACAGGAGCACGACGAGAUACAUGCUGGAAUAAAUGGCAUCCUCAGUAUGCAGUUUAAGGUGGCACAGCAAUCACGCCAAUCUUGAUGGGGGAAUCUGUCAUUUCUUUUGGGGGAGUGCUCUACAGCUGCCUUUUAAAACAGCCAAAGAAUGAAUACCUAGAUGUCUGUUCCCCAGCAGCCUAAAAGAAUGUAUCGCCCAGUCCUCUUGGAAACAAUGAAGAAUCAGACGUACUGAGCUAAAUUAGGUUUUGUGAGCCUUCUUAUAAAGGCCCCAGAUAAGGACUACCACUGUUGUGAAGGUCAAGCUUUUCACAUUAUUGAAUGGCACACAGAUCCAGCUAAAAAUAUGUAUAUGGUAGAGAGGCACUCAAGCAAUCUGGUUAAUGUGUUAUAUUUAAAGAAAGCAGCUUUAAAAAGGACAGUUGGGAGUGUGUGAGAGAAAGGGAAUUGUGAUGAAAUGCCAGUUUAGGAAGUACUCUAAUGAAAUUGGUUUAAAUGAAAUGUUCUGUCAUACCGUUUUUGCCCUAAUCCUAAAACUAACGUAGUGCUCCACACAUAUUGUCUUUAAAAGAAACAUCGAUUUUUGCUAAGGCACGCGGAGGCCCUUGGAAAUAAAUGUCCACAAAUUUAAAAUUGUUUAAGAAAAUCAGCAUUAUUCUCACCACUCUUUUUUACUGCCCAUUAAUUUUUUGGUGGGGCAAAGUGACAUUAUCAGCACAUGAAAUUUGGUCCUGUUAAAGGAAAAAAUCACUGUUGUAUACCGCACCACAGGUGCAUGUUUCCUUCUUUUAUGUGACUGUCAUUAAAAGCAAAUGUUUUUGAAAGGAGGUUAAAAAAUUAAAGGAUAGCUGGCAUACACAAUA